Messenger RNA from Carassius gibelio (silver crucian carp), 7250 nucleotides. Its product is annotated as copine-8-like. Gene Ontology annotation, cellular component: plasma membrane. NCBI's taxonomy places the organism in Eukaryota, Metazoa, Chordata, Actinopteri, Cypriniformes, Cyprinidae. The transcript is spliced from 20 exons. The coding region runs from base 55 to 1773 and encodes 572 amino acids. Gene Ontology annotation, molecular function: calcium-dependent phospholipid binding. Gene Ontology annotation, biological process: cellular response to calcium ion. The record is from RefSeq and is a predicted model, not a curated record.
CCCCGCUCCAGAUCCACGGAGCGAGGGACGCUCGCGGUGUCUUUCCGUGGCAGCAUGUCCACAGUGAUGAGUGGCUUCGGGAACAUGGCGAGUCUCGCGGAUUUCGAGCCGCUCGCGGCGGUGAUUCCCGCCACGAAAGUUGAGAUCACCGUGUCGUGCAGAAACCUCUUGGACAGAGACACCUUCUCAAAAUCUGAUCCAAUUUGUGUGCUGUACACUCAGACUGUGGCGAACAGGGACUGGAGAGAGUUUGGCAGGACAGAAGUCAUCGAUAACACAUUGAAUCCAGAUUUUGUGCACAAAUUCAUCCUCGAUUACUUCUUUGAAGAGAGACAAAAUUUGCGCUUUGACCUGUAUGACCUUGACUCAAAGAGUGAAAACCUGUCCAAACAUGACUUCCUGGGCCAGAUGUACUGUACUCUCGGAGAGGUGGUGGGCUCUCAGGGUAGUCGUAUGGAAAGAUCCCUUGUAGGAAUUCCUGGGAAGAACUGUGGAACUAUUAUUGUGAAAGCUGAAGAACUUGGAAAUUGCAGGGAGUCAGUAUUGAUGCAGUUUUGUGGCAACAAACUGGACAAGAAAGAUUUCUUUGGAAAGUCAGACCCUUUCUUGGUCUUUUACCGUAGCAAUGAAGACGGAACAUUUACCAUCUGUCAUAAGACGGAGGUGGUGAAAAACACGCUGGACCCUGUAUGGCAGGCCUUCAAGAUCCCGGUCAGAGCACUGUGUAACGGGGACUAUGACAGAGCGAUAAAAAUCGAGGUUUAUGACUGGGACAGAGAUGGAGGUCAUGACUACAUUGGUGAGUUCAGCACCAGCUACAGGGAGCUCUCUAAAGGCCACUCUCAGUUUACUGUGUGGGAGGUGCUGAACACCAAGAAAAAGAAAAAGAAGAAGAAAUAUCUAAACUCAGGAACCGUCACUCUGCUGUCCUGCUUCAUUGAUAUCGAGGUUACGUUCCUGGACUACAUCAAAGGAGGGACUCAAAUUAAUUUCACAGUGGCCAUUGAUUUUACUGCAUCAAACGGCAACCCUUCCCAGCCUACCUCUCUACACUACAUGAGCCCGUAUCAUCUGAAUGCGUAUGCACUGGCCCUCAGAGCCGUCGGGGAGAUUAUUCAGGACUAUGACAGUGAUAAGCUGUUCCCUGCACUGGGGUUUGGUGCAAAACUGCCACCCGAUGGCCGCGUGUCUCACGAAUUCCCACUGAAUGGGAACCCAGAAAACCCAUAUUGCAGUGGGAUAGAGGGUGUUCUAGAGGCGUAUUAUCAGAGCCUGAAGUCUGUUCAUCUUUAUGGACCAACAUACUUCUCACCUGUCAUUAAUCAUGUAGCAAGAUAUGCGUCAUUAGUAAAGGAUGGCUCUGAAUACUUCAUCCUCCUCAUCAUCUCUGAUGGGGUCAUCUCAGACAUGGCUCAGACGAAAGAAUCCAUUGUAAAUGCCUCCAGUCUUCCCAUGUCAAUCAUCAUUGUUGGAGUCGGGCCGGCUGAGUUUGAUGAGAUGAUUGAACUAGAUGGAGAUGAGGUCAGGAUAUCAUCCAGGGGUCGCUUCGCGGAGAGAGACAUUGUGCAGUUCGUUCCUUUCCGAGACUACAUCGAUCGCAGAGGGAAUCACAUCCUCAGCAUGGCCCGUCUGGCCAAAGACGUUCUUGCAGAAAUCCCGGAUCAGUUCCUCCAGUACAUGAGGAGCAGAGGCAUCAAACCCCAGCACUCGUCCCACUCCAGCUCCUCCAAACCCCCGUCCACACUCGUCCACCCACUGCAGACGCAGAUCUGAGCCAUCGCACGAACUGUACGUCCUCUCUAUAGUUCACUGUCACUCUCAGGAUCACACACGGCCUGUCUGAGUGAAACGCUGCCCUUCUGCACGCUGUCUUUCAGUACGUAGGGUGAAGUUAGGGAGCUUUACGCGUGCCGCUGUCCUUCCUCGGGCGUGCUGAGGUAUUAGGUGGUGUUUCAGACUGUUUUACAGUAUCGCGUGGCCUCUUCAGUCAAACAUCAGAUGUGACUUCACAGUUUUUAUCUCACAUACUAUCUCCUGUUCUCAUGUCUAACGAAAUACUGCAGACGUUUACAAUUGUACCGUUUUUUACAAACGGACGUUUUUUGUACCUCAUGAAAACUCUGAGCUGCUUAACAAUGAAAUUUACUCAUUUUAUUACAUGACGUUGUAAAUAGAGCAAGUGUUAUUUUAGAAAAAAGCACGAAUCCACUCUCAUUACAAACGUGAGAGAAACUUUCACGCAGAUAUGCGAGGCCUUGGUUUUCAUUUUGUCGUACAGUGUUCGCUUUGAAUUAUUUUGCUAUAUCAGUAUUCCGUGUUCGUGGUCAUUUGACUGUCUGAAAAAUAAUUUGUGCUUAGCUUUCGCAGCACUAGCACAAAACUGAAAUUUAACAGGAAAAGCCUUACUCUCCGUUAAAGGAACAGUUCACCCAAAAUUUUUAAUUUGGCUUCAUUUACUGAACCUCAAGAAAUUCCAGACAUGUAUGAGUCUGUCACACCCCGGACUGUUUUUGAUAUCUUUUCAUCCCUCAUGUACUCUGUGUGACCUAGUUUCUGUCUCCCGUUGAUUGUCAAUCAAUCAAUCACCUUUAUUUAUAUAGCGCUUUAAACAAAAUACGUUGCGUCAAAACACUGAACAACAUUCAUUAGGAAAACAGUGUGUCAAUACUGCUAAAUGAUAGUUAAAGGCAGUUCAUCAUUGAAUUCAGUGAUGUCAUCUCUGUUCAGUUAAAUCUUGUCUGUGCAUUUAUUUGCAAUCAAGUCAACGAUAUCGCUGUAGAUGAAGUGACCCCAACUAAGCAAGCCAGAAGCGACAGCGGCAAGGAACCAAAACUCCAUCGGUGACAGAAUGGAGAAAAAACCUUGGGAGAAACCAGGCUCAGUUGGGGGCCAGUUCUCCUCUGACCAGACGAAACCAGUAGUUCAAUUCCAGGCUGCAGCAAAGUCAGAUUGUGCAGAAGAAUCAUCUGUUUCCUGUGGUCUUGUCCUGGUGCUCCUCUGAGAAUAUUUUUUUUUUUCGUUAUGGAGUGGGCAGCUACGUUUUCAGCUGGUGUUUGCCCUAUGUUUCACCCGUCUUGCCAUCACAGACACCACCAGACUGAGCUGGAGGGAGGCCAUGUUUCAUGUCUGGAGUGCAUCCUACCCCAAUCCUGAAUGCGACAGAGCCCAGAGCACAGCCCACCAUCAUCUCAGCUGCACGGAGCAAAAGCCUGAGCCCACCAAUGACAGAGAACCUGAGCCCACAGCAACCUACAAGCCAUUGCAUAAUGGAGCGACAGAGCUGAGGAUCCAGAACCUGUGACGUCAGACCAGGUGUGAGAGCUGGCUACAGAGCUCACCACUGGUGGAGAUCACUAUGGACACCGAGAGCGUGAAGGGAAGCUCUGCCCACUGCACCAUGGCUGAGGGUGAGCCGAGUUCAGUGGACUAUUAUUUGGAUGUAUAUCUCUUCUCCUGCCUGCCAGGUAUUAUCUGCCUUCCUGAACUGUCUAUCUGCCCUGAACUAUCUGCCUGUGAGACAAUGACCAUUGAGGUUGUUCCCGUGUCACUGGCACUCCUGGUGUUGGGAGUGGUCUUGUGGUUUGUGUGGGCAGCACACAUUAUUCCUUAUCCCAUUGAGCAUCCUCCUACCCAGCCUCCCUCUCCCACCUCCCCUGAACCAGUCCUCAUCACCGCCUCCUCUGUCUCCUGGCAGGCCCUCUGCUCACCCUCAGCCCACCAUUUGUGCAGUUGGAUUGCUGUGGGUCUGCCAGUCUCCAUCGGUGUCAUGGCUGGAGGAUCCCUUACAUCUGCCUCCAUCCUGUGAGUCCUGGACUCCACCUUGGCCCUCCGACUGUCCCUCCACCAGCUCUGCCGGGCUCCUUCGUCCUUCCGGCUCCACCUUAGUCUGUCAUCGACCAUCUGCUUCCUCGGGACUCCACUCCUCAGGAUGAGCCUCGUCCCUCCGUCCUUCCUUCCCUCUUUCCUUCUGUUCCUCUGGCUCUGUCAGGCCCUUCCUUCCUUUCAGCUCCCUGCUUCUGUCGCCGGAGCCAUCUGCUCUGCCUUGGCCCCAUCGGAUCUUCAGCAUCACCCUCGCUCAUCGGCUCUCUGUCUCUACCCCAGGCUUCACCACCACUGUCUGUUGGCACCCUGGAGCUGUCAGUCUUUUCCUCCACCAUGGCUCCUCCCUCCAUCGGCUCCACCAUGGGUCACCUUCAUGGCUGCGACCUGGGUCCCACCAGGUUCCUCGUGCUCCUUCCUGGCUCCUCCCUCUGGACUUAGUUUGACGUCGUCCUCCUCCUGGAUGUCCGUCUUCCACUCAAACCUCUUCCAGUUUUUGUCUGCCUGCCUUCCUGCCACCCCUUUGCUAUUGCCUUCCACCUUCCCACAUCCACUCCUGUGUCCUCCUCCUAAGUCCCCCACUUCCCUGCUUUGUUGUUUCUUCAGCACACUAUUUGAAUUCAUCUUCAUCUUCUUCGUUCAUCUCCCCGUAGGAUGACAUAUUCAUAUUUGUAAGCUAUCAUACAUGUUUUGACAGUAAUCUUAGAUUUUAAAUUUGAUUAAAUGCUGUACUACACAAAUGUCAUCGAGAAAUUCUAAAUGUAUUUUUUUAUUUAUGAAAGGAGAAACAUUUAAUAUACUUUAUGGUUCUAAAAUAAUAAGAAGCAUUAGAAUGCUCAAAAUAACCAUUAGGGAAUGUUCUGUUUAAAUUGGGUUUUAUUAAAGAACUCUCUGCCAUGCUGUGGGAAUAUUAUUUAAUGUUUUGUAAAUAAAAAAUAAAUAAAUAAAUAAAGGUGGGGAAGGAGAUUAAAAAAAAGUUUAAGAAAUGGUUAGUUUUAUUAGAUUGGCACACAAACUUAUCUGGAUGUUCUAGAACUAUGUUUAUUGUUAUUAAAAAUAAACAUAUGUUCUUAGCAAAUUAGGAAUUGUUUGCCAAAUUAAUAACCACAGGGGAAUUCAUACACCAACAUUAGGAGAAAAUAUAUGACCAUACAUUUGGUCUUUUCCUCUCACAAAGUUCAGAAGGUUUUGAUUAAUCUUGAGUACAUUUAGGGAAUUUCUUUCUCAUUUUUGUAGCUUAACAACUACAGUCCCCAUUCACUUUCCUUGUAUGGAAAAGAGCACCAUGAACAUUUUGCAAAAUUCCUCUUUUUCCAAUAAAAAAAAGAACAAAUGGGUUUGGCAUGAUAUGAGAAUUUAAAUUUUUUAGGUGAACUGUUCCUGUUAUGACAGAACUGUAGCUGCUCUCAAUAUCUAUAUACAAACACAGAAAUGCUAGCAGAGCCUAAUAGAGAAGUACAGUAGCAUAUGCUUUUAUGCAUGCACCACACAAAUGGCGUGUAUAGUUUGCAUUUGUAAUUGUUAGUUUUAUUUGCAUGCAGUUUUGAGGUAUGUUUAUUGGAGAGAUUUGUUCUUUUGGUCAUUCUACAAUUGUGGUGGCAGAUGCAGUCAAAUAUACACUAUUCUUUAUAAAGUCUUUUUUAUUAUAGAAAAUUAUAGAAAUUUAACUUUUUCUAAAAUUUUCACCUUUUAACACUUAUGCAUUUUAGAUUUUUGUUACAAUUUAUUUUGAUAUGUAAUAUUGUAAUAUUGUUAUAUUUUGAAAUAUAAUUCAAUUUGGCACACUGAUGAAGACAGUCUCAUCAUCAACCACAGCAAGUUUGGAGUCUCUAACACUAACUCUUGUUUAUGCUAAUAACUUUUGAACUGUAAGGAGUUUUACACUGUAAGGAGUCCUUGGCUCAUGCUGAGUCUAAUGAAGUCCAAAAGAUAAAAAUAAGGCACUGUACCGUUUUCCAUGCUGGCAAAAAUUGAUGGAAUUCAAGUUGAUUAAUCAAACCGUUCUCGAAUAAUCACAAAUUAAUUUGACGAAAAGCAUGCAAAAUGGAUGUGAGACUAUAUCUCCUCAAUGGUUUGGCAUAUUGAGAUCAAACAUUGUGUGUAUUAUAACAAGCAUGACCUGAGGCUAUCUGCAGUGUUUCGGUGCAGUGCCACCUAAUGGUCAAGAGAUACAAAAAAAAAGAGAUAACUUGUAACUUCUGAAUGGUUUGACCAGAAAUCACAAAACUGGUUUCUUUAGAUUUGGUGUAGGAUGCCAAGCCGAAUCAUUUGAAACAUUCCGAGUCAAAUCAUACCCAAUUUUCACCAUAUUUACGCCAAACAUUGUAUUUACCAUUGUCACCUCAAACUGACCACGCCAUAUCAAUUUGGUGGUCAAUAGUAAUAAACCAUUCAUUAGCCAUGAAUUAUGAAAUUUCCAAAAAUCCUUAUAACUUUUGAUUGCAUUAGCCUAUUGUAAUGAAAUUGGUCUCGAAAUGUUCCUUGUGUCAUGCCAACAACGCAAAUACCAAUUAUACUAUAGUCAGCCGAACUUCCUGUCCAUCAUUUUGAUUUAUGUUUAUAAAGUAUUGAAACAUACUUUUUUCGAGCUUCUCCUAGAUCGUUGGUCCGAUUUUUGUCAGACUUAUGUUAGAUCAUCUUCAGACUGUGUUGACAAAAAGUUAUGGAUUUGUUUGGAUACUCAAAACCAUUUUUGUAUAGUGCUGCUACCACUUUGAAGCAUUGCUGUAUCUCGGCAAAGCUUUGAGACAUUGACACCAACAGUGACGGUAACAGUGCCACCUAUUGUUCAAAAGUGAUAAGCCAUUAAGGUACUCAAUAAACCAGAAUGUCAUGGAAAAGUUCAUUUAUUUCAGUAAUUCAACUCAAAUUGUGAAACUCGUGUAAAUCCAAUGCACACAGACUGAAGUCUUUGGUUCUUUAAAGGGUCAUGAAACCCCCAGACUACUUAUUCUAAGAUUAUAGUAGAGGUGUUUGUGUUGUACAUCAUAGAAGACAAUGUUAGCAUCCGCUAAUUUUAACUGUUGGAGAAAAUUGGCUAAUUUUAAGCUUUUUUGCUGUAUUUUCGUCUUCCGGAUUUAAAAUCUACAUUGUGUUGACGUCACGAUAUGUGACGUGGCAAUGGACUAUAGUACAUUGAUGAGCGUCGGUGUCUAUUCAAUUAUUCAUUAGAUUGGAUUUUCUUAUCCUAUGAGAAGACGCUUUGCUUAAUUAUUCACAACAACAUGUGUUAAUUUGCUAUGAAAGACGCAUCAGACUGUGAAAUGACAUUGCACACAUUAACAGAGAAACAUUCAUGGAUCGCAGAAGAGUGUUUUUUCUUUGUAAUAAGAGUUCAGCACAAAUGCGAUUCAUUCACUUGGUGAGUGUAACCGUUUUUAUAGCUCUGUGACAACCUGUCAAAAGGCUUAUAUUAGCGCCACAGAAUAAUA